UAGGGCUGGGAGCAAGAUGGCAGCGGCGGCGGCUCCGGCUGCAAAGGGAAAGGGAGCGGCGCAGGUAAGGCUUUCCAUCCAGGUUUCACGCUGGUUUUCAAUUAAGUUUCAUGUGUAGCAUUUGCAGCUGGUCUACACGUCAUGGUUCGGAAAGGUGUUUGCUGCUGCUGUACUGCUUUGCGCCCUCGCUACAAACGCCUGGUGGAUAACAUCUUCCCUGAAGACCCAAAAGAUGGACUUGUCAAAGCUGAUAUGGAGAAGCUGACUUUUUACGCUGUUUCUGCACCUGAGAAGCUCGAUCGAAUUGGUGCUUACUUAGCAGAGCGACUGAGCCGGGAUGUUGUCAGACACCGUUACGGGUACGUUUUAAUCGCCAUGGAAGCCCUGGACCAGCUUCUGAUGGCCUGCCGCUCUCAGAGCAUCAAACCAUUUGUCGAGAGCUUCCUUCAUAUGGUAGCUAAGCUGCUGGAGUCUGGAGAGCCAAAGCUGCAAGUUCUGGGGACCAAUUCGUUUGUUAAAUUUGCAAACAUUGAGGAAGAUACUCCUUCAUACCAUAGGCGCUAUGACUUCUUUGUUUCCCAGUUCAGUGCCAUGUGUCAUUCUUACCACGAGGAUCCAGAAGUACAAAAUGAGAUCCGAAUUGCUGGAAUCAGGGGCAUCCAGGGUGUGGUUCGCAAGACUGUUACUGACGAGCUUCAGGCAACCAUAUGGGAGCCUCAGAACAUGGACAAGAUAGUGCCCUCCCUGCUGUUUAAUAUGCACAAGAUUGAAGAUGUCGACAGUCGGAUCUGCCCCUCUUCGUCAGCCUCGGGAGGGGAGAAAGAGGAAAACCCCUCUGCGCUGUCUGAGAAUUGUUUCAGAGAACUGCUCGGCCGAGCAACAUACGGCAACAUGAACCAUGCUGUCAGGCCAGUUUUUUCACAUUUAGACCACCACAGACUGUGGGAUCCCAACGAAUUUGCUGUCGCCAUUUUCAAAAUCAUCAUGUACUCAAUACAGGCGCAGUACUCUCAUCACGUGAUACAAGAAAUUCUGGCACACCUGGAUUCUCGCAGGAGAGAUUUCCCCCGAGUCCGAGCGGGUAUCAUCCAGGCCCUUUUGCAAGCUGUGGCCAUUGCUGCAAAAGGUUCCAUAGGCCCAACUGUCUUAGAAGUGUUUAACACCUUACUGAAGCAUCUGCGUUUCAGCGUCGAUUUCGAAUUAAGUGACAGGCGUAGCUCAGUGAGCAGUGCCAGCUUCAAUGCAAGUGCCAAGGAAAAUGACGAGAGAAUUGUCCAGAAUGCUAUCAUUCAAACAAUUGGUUUCUUUGGAAGCAACCUGCCAGACUACCACCGGUCUGAGAUUAUGUUGUUCAUUAUGGGAAAAGUUCCUGUUCUGGGAGCAACUUCGCACACACUGGACACAAGCCAGUUUGGGGAUUUGGGAACCAGGCGAAUUCAAAUUAUGCUGCUGAGAUCGUUAUUGAUGGUCACAACAGGAUACAGUGCCAAGACCAUUUCUGCUGCCCUGCCUGCUCCCUUUCUGGAUCCUUUGCUCUCUCCUUCACUCAUGGAUGACUCUGAACUCAGACAGCUGGUCCUGGAAAUACUGCACAACGUUAUUGAUCGGCACGACAACCGAGUGAAGCUCAGAGGGAUAAGAAUAAUACCUGAUGUUUCAGAUCUAAAGAUAAAACGGGACAAAAUUUCAAGGCAAGAUGCGAAUUUCAUCAAAAAGCACGGGCAGCAACUGUAUAGGCAUGUCUACUUAGGAUGUAAGGAAGAGGACAAUGUCCAGAAGAACUUUGAGCUUCUCUACACAACGCUGGCUCUCAUGACAAUUGAACUAGCCAAUGAAGAAGUGGUUAUUGACCUCAUCAGAGUGGCUAUUGCGUUGCAGGACAUUGCAAUCCUUAACGAAGACAACUUGCCCAUGUUCCAUCGCUGUAGCGUGAUGGCAGUGGUAGCCGCAUACCUCAACUUCCUGAGCCAGAUGAUCGCUGUUCCUGCUUUUUGCCAACAUGUUACUAAGGUCAUUGAAACCAGACAUGUAGAAGCACCCUAUUUUUUACCUGAAACAAUUUUCCGAGAGAAGUGCAACCUGCCCAAGUCCCUGGAGAAGGACGAAACAAGCUUGUUCUUCCUGACCAACCAAAUGGCAGAAUCGCUGGGUGGCAGCGGCUACUGCGUGGAGAGACUGUCUGUGCCAUAUGUACCACUUGUGACAGAUGAGGACAGGAUGUCCAGGAGGAAGAGUAUCGUGGACACAUUGUCAAUUCAGGUAGACAUUCUGCCUGGCUGCAGCAGCCUGGAUGAAAAGGCAAAUAGCACUGAAGAAAUCACCUUUGAGACGCUGAAGCAGGCAAUAGACAACAAUGGGCUUGAGGAGCAAGAGAAAGAAAGGAGGCGCCUUGUGAUCGAAAGAUUCCAGAAGGCUCCUUUUGAAGAAAUUGCUGCACAGUGUGAGACCAAGGCAAACUUGCUCCACGACAGGCUGACACAGAUAUUGGAACGCACCAUUCGGCCUCCUCCGAGCCCUUCUGGAACGGUGGCGAUUAACACUGGACACAACCAUUACCGGUCCAUCCCAGUCUACGAGAUGAAGUUUCCUGAUCUUUGUGUGUAUUGAGUGUCCUCUGAAUUCGUCAAAAAGACAGGUGAAUUCUCCAACACUUCUGCUGCGUCCCAGUAAUAGUGCAUUAGCGAUAGAUCUAUACCGGACUUUCCACACAAUUAGUUACUUUAUUAGUAGUUCUGUCAUGUUUUCCCCAGUGUUAACUGCACUAUUGCCAGCUGGAGGGGCACUCCUGCGCUAUUGUGCAACAUGAACAGGACAAGAGAAAGGAAGAGAACAUUUGUGGCAUGAAAUGUUUCAGGAUUUCAGCAGGGAAGCCGUGGGACAUGCACCGAUUGGAAACAAAGAAGUAUUUCCACCCAGAACCUUUGCAGGCACAAGCAGUAUUGAAAGCAGGAUUGCUCGUGAGCACAAAUCUUUAUAAUGAAAUAAGGAGGGGUCCUUAUUCAUCUCAACUGAAUUCAAGACAUUUUUUUAAAAAAAACUAUUACAAAUUGGAAGGAAAACCUUUCUUUCAUCCCACCCCCUCUGAUUUGUUUAUUAUAUCUUAGCAUUUUGUAAUUUUUAGACUACAGUUUCAAGUGUAGUAUUGGAUGGGCUCCUUUCUCUUUUUUUUAACCAUGAGUUUUUGUAACCUGUUUUGACAUACGUGUUUUUGGCAAGACUGAUAUAUUUACAGCGCUGGGUAGCUCUUUAAUGGCAUAGAAUUUACAGUUCCCAGGAAGGAACUAUGAGAGUUAUAAACAGGCUUGAAAGACGUUUGAAUUUUUGCAAGUUGUUGAAAUGAGGAAGAUAAUCCAUGCAUGGAGAGGAAGUUGUGUACACACAGUGGUCAUGUUAGAUCAGUGGUCAUGUUAGAUCAGGGGUCCCCAAACUAUGGCCCGGGGGCCGGAUGCGGCCCAAUUGGGCUGCCAAUCCGGCCCGCGACGACGCACGACGACGCCACCUGCUCUUACGGCGCGCAGCGCGGCAGCGCUCUUCCGGGUCGGGAAAAAAGCACCGAAAAUCCUUUGACCCGGAAGAGGUCAUUUCUGGUGCACUUCCGGGUCGGGGGAGGCCCAUACGCAUGCGCACAACGGAUCUUUGGCGCUUUUUCCACCCUGGAAGUGUGCCACCGCGCCAGUAAGCGCCCGUGCACAUGCGCACGGGCGCGCACUCCCCCGCCCGCCGGCCCGCCGUGCGAUCGGCGCGGUGGGAACCGGCCCAAACGCCAGUAAGUCUGGGGACCCCUGUGUUAGAUCCUAGAGACAAUAUUGCAGCUGCAUCACACCUCCCAAGUCAUUUUACUUCUGCACUGCAUGGAGCUAAGCUAUGGUUUGGCUUAAUUCACAUGGUCAAAACCCAGGCUGCAGACAAACCACAAGCAGUAAUGAAGGUUUGUCCUAGGGCAGGGAUGUCCAAAGUCCGUUUCUGGGGCCAAUUCUGGGCCACCGGUCAGUUUAAUCCGACCCCUAUGGCAGUUAAUUUCCUGGUGUAAAAUCCUAAAGAAACCUCAACAACCUCAAUCCAAUAAAAAGCUAAACUGCUUGAAUUCUUUAAAAAGCUCAAUAACUUUGGGGUAAAAUCGUAAAAAAGCUGCACAACUUCAAUCCUUAAAAAAAAAAGGUCAACAACUUUGGUCGGCCCUCACGCAUGUUCACUUCAUCAAAUCUGGCCCUCUUUGAAAAAAGUUUGGGCUUACAACCUGCAGUUUGCCUGGAGAAAGCUAAGCCUGGGUUCAGACAAAAUGCGUAGCCAAACCAUGCCUUAGCUCAGGCAUCCCCAACCUGCGGCCCUCCAGAUGUUUUGGCCUACAACUCCCAUGAUCCCUAGCUAACAGGAGCAGUGGUCAGGGAUGAUGAGAAUUGUAUUCCAACACAUCUGGAGGGCCGAAGUUUGGGGAUGCCUGCCUUAGCUCUUCAUGAUGCAGCAGCAAAACAGCCAGUCAGUGUGAAGCAAUUGCAGUAUCCUUUCUGGGAGCCUAGCCACUAAAAUCCCAGCCCAGGAACUAAAGCUGCAUACGAGUAGCAUUUGUUGCUACCAAUUAUCUGUUUGUGGAGUCUGGUAUUCACCCCACCCCGAGUGAUUGGCAGCAACUUGACUUGCACAUUUCUUCUUAGAUUGGACUUUCAGCCUGGGAAAACUCACGCAUGGUUCCCUGUGUCACAUGUGUGCUUCGUCCUGUUGGAUCGGCACCCUGGUGCAGGCCAUAAUAGUGUGUGUUCCUUUCAGUGGCAGUGCUCCAUAUCGGACGCAGGUGGCACCAUGGUCUAAACCACUGAGCCUCUUGGGCUUGCUGAUCAGAAGGUUGGCAGUUCGAAUCCCCGCAACGGGGUGAGCUCCCGUUGCUGUGACCCAGCUCCUGCCAACCUAGCAGUUCGAAAGCACGCCAGUGCAAGUAGAUAAAUAGGUACCACUGCGACGGGAAGGUAAAUUGCAUUUCUGUGCGCUCUGGUUUCCGGCACGGUGUUCCAUUGCGCCAGAAGCGGUAUAGUCACGCUGGCCGCAUGACCCGGAAAGCUCUAUAUAAUGUUUUGGAGCCUUAAACACUUGUUGUGAUAGGAAUGUGCUGUGCAUCCUGCCAAAGGCUAUAAUGUGGAGACCCGUGCAUGCAUGAGGCUCCUAGUGCUGACUGUCCCAUAUGGGGCACCCCCUUCCACCCACUGCUGGCAGUUGGAGGAUUUGCCCCAUGUUUGUGGGGCUGCAUCACCGACCCACGGUCAGGGCGUCUUGCUUCAAAGGCAAGAAGCUUUGUGUUGGGGUCUCUGGAAUUGCACUAUCCCCCCCUCCCCUUCUAAAGGAAUAUAAUUUUUUUACAAAUUGUGGUUUUGAAAUGCAGAGUAUUUUGUUAAUGAGAACUUCGGAGCAAUUAAAGGGAAAGCAAGUUAUAUAUUUGAUAUGGCAAGGGAUAUGGUAAAGGAAUUUUGAAGAAGAUAAGUAUUUCAUAAUGUGCCGAACUGUGAAAUGGGCGUGAAGUAUUUCUCUCUCUCCCUCUUCCUCUCUUUCUCUCUCUCCUCUCUCUCUCUCUCUCUCUCUCCCCCUCUCCCUGUGUAUGUGUGUUUAGCAAAUCUUUGUAGUUGACGAAACUUGUAUAAGUUUAGAAUGUUGUUGUCCAGCGAUAGCACACAGUGGUACCUCUCGUUGCGGACACGAUCCGUUCUGGGGUGCCGUUUGCACCCUGAAAAGUCCAAAAUUCUGCGCAUAUGCGAAGCUCACAGAACGCUUCUGCACCUGCGCGGCGAAACCUGGAAGUAAACACUUCCAGGUUUGUCGCGUUCGCAAGCCGAAAGGACGCAACAUGAACCUAACGCAACAUGAGGUAUGACUGUGCUUUACUUCUAUGUGCUUUACUUUUGUAUGUGCUUUACUGGAUAUAAUGGUUGCAUUAAAUUUUGUAGGCCCAUGUGUUUGGUACCAACACAUUGCCUGUGCAAGGUUAGAGUGUAAUAUUCUGUUGAAGCUGAACUGCAACAUGUUGUGUAAAGAAUGUGAUAAUAAUCAGCAGGGCUGUUGCCCUUCCCUGUUGUUCUGUAGAUAACAUGGAGUAUUGAGUGUUGUGCCAAAGAUUUAUCCUGCUUCCCCCCCCCCCACCUCCCCAACUAUUCUCCAUCAAUUUAUGAGGGGGGGAAAACAGCAUUCAGAAAACAGAAGGGGGGGAAUUUGUGCGAAAUUCUCGUGAGCCAGGAACACUUGUUGCACUUACCGUAGCUUUCCCCCCACAAAACCUAAAUUCGGAGUGAAACAGCAAUCCCCCCCCAGAACCACACCUUGAGCCCUACAGAUGUGAUUUCCCUUUUGCUUCAGUGGUGUGUGUGAACGAAGCACCACCAAAGUGUCUAAAAAACUCCCCUUUGCUUGCACACUUCCAGUAUUGCAUUGUAUGUAAUAAAUAUAUAUUUUAAAGACUUGUAGCAGCCAAUAGUUUUGGAGGGGGGGUUGUGCACCGGGACCUAGCAUUCAUAGUAUGUUAAAGCUGACUUUAUUAUUCUUCUCGGUAUCUGUAAGGGGGAGGGCUUAUAGAGAACCCCCCCCUUCAUCCGAAGCAGCCCGUCUCCCAGCAGUCAUGAGAGCGAAGGGUCUGAUGGAGGGAGUCAGGGAACGGAGAGGGAGAGCCAGGGCUCUGGCAGCAUCCAAGAGCCCCUGCUCCAUAGGCAGGAAGAAAGGGAGGCGGAUAGAGAGGACAGGAAUCGGUCAGACAGAAGACCCGUCCCCCUGACGCUGGAAUUGAGGAGGAGGAAAGGGCGCUUCUCAGUUCCGAGGCUUUUAUGUUGGUCCAGAACGCGGAGGGGGGCAGUGCAGGAAUCUGACUCGAGCGGGUAGACAUGGAAUCAGUAGUUCGUUACACUGUAAAUAAUGUGCACCAAUAAAAAUGUCUGAAAGACAAGCAUGUGGAAGGUUGUUACUCAAGAGUAGUCACUACAUCCCUGACAGUAUCCAUUUGAAGUAUGUCACUUUAUCCAACCAACACAAACCCCUGUGUGGGAAAUGUCGCCUGGUACAGAUCUCUACAGACCAGUUGGGAUUCAAGUGUGAACACUCAAACUCCUUUCCUGGGAUCCACACAGCCCAGAACUUUGUUUUCAUUUCUUUCUCUAGCUUCCUAACUCUCUGGGGGGAAAAACACUGCUAAACCUAAAAAGCGCAGAUUCACACGCUUCAGAUUUGCAAAUUGUCCAGAGUGAAAAUAUGGCUAGUUUAUUCCUUUCACCGCUCAUGUUUCCCUGACUUUUACCUAAUGAAAAGCUUUUGUGAAAUGUAGGACACACUUUCUGUAAUCUUCUAUACAGCAUUUAAGCAAAUAAAGGGAAAAGUGAAAAUAAGCCACAUUGUUUGCGCAUGUCUUCCUGAAAUCACAUGGUAUAUUAUGCUUGCCUUAGGCUUUUAAUGGCCUCAUGAUGUGCUGAGCCAAGGAUAGGGAAA
This is a messenger RNA of Zootoca vivipara (common lizard), 7452 nucleotides long. RefSeq names its product EFR3 homolog A (gene EFR3A). Gene Ontology annotation, biological process: protein localization to plasma membrane. The record is from RefSeq and is a predicted model, not a curated record. Gene Ontology annotation, cellular component: plasma membrane. NCBI's taxonomy places the organism in Eukaryota, Metazoa, Chordata, Lepidosauria, Squamata, Lacertidae.